AUGUCUGCAGACAGUCCACAAGUUUUCAUAGUUGGCAAAAUAGCUGGGGCCACCAAUUUUAAUCAUUCUUCUCUCUAUGUCAAAUAUUUCUUCAGAGCUGGAGAUCACUGGAAGAAGAUAUCAGGAUAGGAAGAAGGGGAAACAUUUUAAUCAUCCUCAUAGAAUUCAAAAUUUAUACCUCUUGAGCAUCCAAUUGAUUUGAAUUAUGUGACCAAAUCAGUGAGAGGAUGGCCAAAAUUACUUGUGGAAGUCUGGGAAGUUGAUGAUCAUGGCAGGAAUUCUCUUGGCGGUUAUGGUCUCACUUCUCUUCCCAUUGAACCUGGAGAAUAUUAAUUUGAUAUUCCCUGUUGGAGACCAGAAGCUAGUUUCUUCGACAAACUCAUUGGUGCUUAUCCUGAAUUGGUUCAUAGAGAUUUAUUAUUUUCUGGGGAAAGCAGAUUUGGUUUUAAAGUUGAAUCAACUGGAAACAUUCAUAUUGAAUUGGCUAUAAUAACUAAAGACUUCCAUCUUCAUGGAGUCCAAAUUUCUAAUAGAAAUUAUUUGAAUUAAUGA
Paramecium tetraurelia is the source of this 552-nucleotide messenger RNA. RefSeq lists its product as uncharacterized. Gene Ontology annotation, biological process: cilium assembly. The transcript has 2 exons. NCBI's taxonomy places the organism in Eukaryota, Ciliophora, Oligohymenophorea, Peniculida, Parameciidae. Gene Ontology annotation, cellular component: MKS complex. The record is from RefSeq and is a predicted model, not a curated record.